UCUCAACCUACCACCACCAUUACAAUAACAACUGCUCCAUCUAUCUAACAUGCGAACUUUAACAAAGGUCAUCUAUAAGCCUGACCCCAAAUCUACCGAAGAAUACACCAUAAUCGUAAACCAUGAAGACUACAACAAAUGGAAAGAAGGAGACACCACGAUACCUAUCUCUUCAGUUGUGGAUUCAUUUGCCGUAUUCCAAUCCGGUCAAGGCAGCCAGGGGAAUCUCGGCCAAGUCUCGAAGCAACAGCUCGAAAAUACGUUCGGAACAAGUAAGGAUGUCGACGUUGUCCAGAUAAUAUUGCAAAAGGGCACGUCGCAGCCAGGCAGCAUUUCUGAAAAGACCUUCCAGGGCAACACUACCAAAGGAAGUGCAGUGAUUGACACCAGAGGGAAAGGAUUGUCAGGCAUCUAAUGGGUCAGUCGUUGUAGAAGUAAAGUCAAAUCAAAUUGUUCUUGUCAUUAUUGUAUGUUGGAAUGUUUUUGUCCAAAUCUGCAACCC
Molecule: messenger RNA, 502 nt
Organism: Marasmius oreades (fairy-ring Marasmius)
Lineage: Eukaryota; Fungi; Basidiomycota; Agaricomycetes; Agaricales; Marasmiaceae
Exons: 5
Coding region: 50-415 (121 amino acids)
Source: RefSeq, a predicted model, not a curated record